AUGGCUCCAAGAGACCUUCCCGGCUUGUUUAAAUCUGCUAUUCUCCUUUUGUAUAAUUUUGACUCCUCCUUUCCAGCAGAAUGGGCUACUUUUGCUCUUGGCCCCGGUCACGGGAUCCAGCUGAAAUCUGGUCGCCUGUUGAUUCCCGCCUACGCUUACCACAUUGAGUGCAAAGAGUGCUUCGGACAGCUCUGCCAGACCACGCCCCAUUCAUUCUGCUUUCACAGUGACACUCAUGGGCGAACCUGGAGUUUUGGGCAGGCGGUCCCUGGUCCAGAGAGUGUGGAGUGUCAGAUGGUGUCAGUGGAUGAAGAGGGGGACAACUUAUUGUACUGUAAUGCACGCAGCCCUCUUGGCUACAGGGUUCAGGCGGUCAGUCUUGAUGAUGGAGCAGUGUUUCAGGAGGGACAACUUGUGCAGCGACUAGUAGAGCCUCAAAAUGGUUGUCAUGGAAGUAUUGUAGGAUUCCCCGCCCCUUUACACCUACAUCACUCUUUCAACUAUUACUUAUCCAAACCCAUCCAUUGCUCCAAACACUGGGCACCCUGUGCAGCCAACUCACACCACAUCAGUGUGGAUAAGACCAGUUCUCUGAAAGCCACUGUGUCACCAAGGAUCAGCUCCAGUCACUCCAACUCAGACUCUUCCAUUCUAAAUGUCACUGAAAGACCAAUUAUGAUGACCAUCCUCUCAUCACCACAGCCUAUUGCGCCUCCAGAUUUCCUUACCCCCACCUGGGUAGUGUAUUCUCACCCAACAUGGACUAGUGUACGGAAGGAUCUUGGAGUGUUUCUCAACCUGUUUCCACGUGAUCCAGACAGUUGGCAUGGCCCCUGGGUGAUCUACAAAGGUCCAAGUGCCUACUCUGAUCUGGCCUAUCUGGAACUCUCAGCCUCACCUGGGUCCCCGCCUGCAGUAGCCUUUGCCUGUCUAUUUGAGUGCGGCACCAAAACACCUUAUGAUGAAAUCUGUUUUAGCAUCUUCACCCUCUACGAGCUUAUUGAUAACCUGCCCCGGGAUGUGCAAUCUGGACUGGACAGCACUGUUAAUCAAAGGCAUCACAGCAAGCGGCAAACACUCCAAGUUACAGAGGCAGGGUGUUGUAGUUCUAAUAGAUGUGAUACACAAAAUCUAAACUGUCUCUAUGACAUGAUUCAUGGAAAUAAGAAAGAUAACAAGCUGAGUCCCCUGUGUUCUUUGUCUUAGAGUUCCCGUGAUUAUUGGAAUGACGCUUCCUUUUUAAGUCCUUGGGCGGCUUAAAUGCUUUUUUUGGUGAGGAAAGAUUUACUAACCUUGAAUUAAUGGACGGUGUUGUGAUCUUUGCGGAAUCAAUGCACACCCCGAUCGCAGCACU
Thalassophryne amazonica is the source of this 1354-nucleotide messenger RNA. RefSeq names its product sialidase-4-like. Gene Ontology annotation, cellular component: lysosome; membrane; cytoplasm. The record is from RefSeq and is a predicted model, not a curated record. Gene Ontology annotation, molecular function: exo-alpha-sialidase activity. Gene Ontology annotation, biological process: ganglioside catabolic process; oligosaccharide catabolic process. NCBI's taxonomy places the organism in Eukaryota, Metazoa, Chordata, Actinopteri, Batrachoidiformes, Batrachoididae.